Megachile rotundata (alfalfa leafcutting bee) is the source of this 1605-nucleotide messenger RNA. It is a transcript of the gene Arc42, whose product is annotated as Activator-recruited cofactor subunit 42. NCBI's taxonomy places the organism in Eukaryota, Metazoa, Arthropoda, Insecta, Hymenoptera, Megachilidae. The record is from RefSeq and is a predicted model, not a curated record. Gene Ontology annotation, molecular function: short-chain fatty acyl-CoA dehydrogenase activity; flavin adenine dinucleotide binding. Gene Ontology annotation, biological process: fatty acid beta-oxidation using acyl-CoA dehydrogenase; butyrate catabolic process. Gene Ontology annotation, cellular component: mitochondrion.
CGACAGCUUUUUAACAAUAAUUUUGUUUCAAAGUCUGAUGAGUCUGAUACAACAAAGGACUUAUCUGGCUGCUAUAAUGCUGUCACAAAGUUCAAGUUGCAUAUACAUAUAGGUAUGUCGGUAACUUUGCUGCCUAUAUAUAUGUAAAAUUGCGAAUGCUGUGCUCGUAAAGUGUUAUAUUAAUAAACGUUGAAACAUCAGAAUUUUUAGAUUUUAUCAUUUUGUUAAACAUAAUUAAUUAAAAUGAAUAAAAUAAAGUUACUGGGAACUCAAAAUUUAUCCAUGGUAUUUAACAUAGUCACUCGAAAUAUUGCUGCCCUUUCCAUGUUACCAGAGGAACACAGAAUGCUUCAAAAAACAUGCAAAGAUUUUGCAGAAGGAGAAUUGAAGCCAAUAGCUGCAGAAAUUGAUAAAAAACAUCUUUACCCGAAAGACCAAAUACAAAAAAUGGGAGAAUUAGGAUUAAUGAGCAUAGCAGUACCUGAAAAUUUAGGUGGUACUGGACUUGAUUAUUUGGCUUAUGCUGUUGCACUGGAAGAAAUAUCUAAGGCUUGUGCCAGUACAGGAGUUAUAAUGAGUGUAAAUAAUUCUCUCUAUUUGGGACCAAUAGAAAAAUUUGGCAAUAAAUAUCACAAAGAAAAAUAUAUAACUCCUUUUACAACUGGUACAAAAAUUGGAUGUUUUGCCCUCAGUGAACCUGGUAAUGGCAGUGAUGCAGGUGCUGCUUCUACUACUGCUGAGAAAAAUGGAGCUAAUUAUGUAAUUAAUGGUACAAAAUCAUGGAUAACAAAUGGAUAUGAAUCAGAUGCAGCUGUUUUAUUUGCCACAACAGAUAAGACAAAAAAGCAUAAAGGUAUAAGUGCUUUUAUUGUUGAUAAGCCAAAAGAAGGUCUUUCUCUUGGUAAAAAGGAAGAUAAAUUGGGUAUUCGCGGUAGCAGCACCUGUUCUUUAAUCUUUGAAAACUAUGAAGUAUCACCUGAAAAUUUGUUAGGAGAAGCAGGAAUGGGUUUUAAAAUUGCAAUGAUGACUUUAGAUUCUGGUAGAAUCGGUAUUGCCGCUCAGGCACUAGGUAUAGCUCAAGCAUCCCUUGAUUGUGCAAUAGAAUAUGCAUCACAACGACAAGCAUUUGGCAAUCCUAUUAUCAAGCUACAGACAAUUCAACAAAAAAUUGCUGACAUGGCAUUAAAAGUAGAAAGUUCAAGAUUAUUGACAUGGCGUGCAGCUGUACUUAAGGACAAUGGCGAACCAUAUACAAAAGAAGCCGCUAUGGCGAAGUUGUCAGCAUCUGAGGCAGCUACCUUUUGUAGUCAUCAAUGUAUACAAAUUUUAGGUGGUAUGGGUUACGUUACUGAUAUGCCCGCAGAACGUCAUUAUAGAGAUGCGCGUAUAACUGAAAUUUACGAGGGCACUUCGGAGAUACAAAGACUGGUUAUAGCUGGAAAUGUUAUUAAAGAAUACAAUUUAAAUUGAAACUGUUAAAUGUUUCGGAUAAAUUGUUUUUACGCAAGCAAAUAUUUUGGAUAUUCCCUUCUCUUUUUAUAUGCAACAUAUAUAUGUAUUUUUUCAUUAUACGAGAAAGAAGUCAAUAAAUUUUAUACAUUAUGA